This is a messenger RNA of Manis pentadactyla (Chinese pangolin), 14468 nucleotides long. RefSeq names its product zinc finger DBF-type containing 2 (gene ZDBF2). The coding region runs from base 2538 to 9893 and encodes 2451 amino acids. The record is from RefSeq and is a predicted model, not a curated record. Lineage: Eukaryota; Metazoa; Chordata; Mammalia; Pholidota; Manidae. The transcript has 7 exons. Gene Ontology annotation, molecular function: nucleic acid binding; zinc ion binding. Gene Ontology annotation, biological process: genomic imprinting; epigenetic programming of gene expression.
GCUCGCCUCGUGCCCCGGGCGCCUGCUUCCUCCGGAGGGACGCCCGGACCGCUCGCCUGGCUCCCGCACCCGCCUCGCAGGUCCUCGGCUUCCCCUCGCCGCAGCCCCUUUCCGCCCCUCCUGCCUGCGCGCGGCCGGCGUCUCCGGGCCGGGAUCGAGGUGGCUGGGCGUGGGGUGGAGGUGGGGCGCAGGCUGCCUUGCGCUUCUGUCGGGGGCCGAGGGUUGGAGGUGCUCGCGGACUAGGCUUUGGGCCGGCGCUGGGAAGGGGGCGGCCUGCGGCGGUCGGUUUAGGGCUUUGUACCCGCGGGAACUUGCAGGGGCACCUGUGGGGCUGAGAUCUGGAGCCACCUGUCCGCAGAGCCCCUUUCCCCCAUGCUUGGGAUGUGUCCAGCUGUUUGCAGAUCUAGGCCUUUACCAGCUUCUGGCGAUUAGAGUUUAUUUUGGAAUUGUUAGAAUUUUGUGUGAACGAAUUUACUGUCGUGCAACAGUUGUGUAAAUCUGGUCAAAUUACGCCGUCGUUAUUAUGUGCUGCUGAGAAGGCCCUUUCCAGCUCCUAACGUUAUGCGACGCGGUGAUACUGGCAGCGCGUGGAAGAAAUGCAUAACGAGAUGCUGGCUCUCAAGGAACUAAACCGUUUUGUAUCUUCAUAAUGGAAUUAUAUAUAUAUGUAUUUUAUAGCAAUUAUACUAUCGGGGUGGGGGAAACUCACUUGGGAAAAGCUCAUAGCAAUCUCAUUCUUAAGAGCCAUUAUUGACAAUUUAGGGGUGCAACAACGUGUAUUCGUAUGUUAUGUAAAUGCGGUACUAAUGCGAUCUGCUUGUUUUUACCUACGAUCUGCUUGUUUUUACCUGAUGCACUGAGGACGUUUCCUAUAUCAAUGCAUAAACAUCCUUCCAUUGCCUUCUCAAUUUGUACUGACUUGGACCCAAAUCCUGGAAGGCAAGAAUUUUCUUCUUUUUCCUGCAUCUUGGGCAGUGGCCAGCCUUAGUAAAGAAACUCGUUAAAGAUAGGAUAAAAUAUCACCACGAUGGCAAAGAUACUGGAUAAAAGUAAGCGGCAUUAAGAGUAACAGUCAUCUUCUAGAAAAUACUGUUUGUUCUGCUUAAUAAUUUGAGGCAGUUUUUUUUCAAAUUGCAGUUUUCAUCCCAUUAGUAAAUUGUGAAUUUAAUUUUGUGGGUCAUAACUAACACUUUAAAAAAACGAAAUAAGAUAGCAUGGAAAACACCUAAUACAUGUAAUGAAAUGAGGGUAUUGCUUUAUAAAAUUUUGUUUUAACUGUGUGUGGGGGUGUGUGUGCAUGUAUGUCUGUGCCUGUGUGCUGGGUUGUGAUAUAAAAUGUAUUGCUUCCUGUGUGUCAUGCUAAUUAAAUUUCAAGUCACUCACCCAAGGUACUGUUAGCACUCAUCUCAGAAUGGGAACAGUGAUGCAGUUAAGCUGAAUGUUAGUUUUACUCUUUUCUUUGGAAUAUGUGACAGUGUUUACUGCAGCAAAUGAAAUUCUUAAUUAUUUGUUUUCACUUCAUAUUAAAACAAUCAAUUAGUAUUCUUGAAAAUACAGGGAGGACGUUUCAGAGAAGCUAAGAGAUAAAGAGCAUACACUGCUCAGAUUGAUUUAGGGUCAAAUCCCAGCUACAACGUUGCUGGUGUGUGACCUGGAGCAAGAUACACGCUUCUUUCUAAACCUCAGUUUCCUGAUUUGUAAAGUGGGAGUUACCAUAACACUAACCUCAUUAAGUAAGCUGUUUGAGAUUUAGAGGAGUUAAGGCGAGUCAAACUGUUGACACAGUGCCUGUAAUUCACUAAAAAUUGGCUGCUAUUAUUUUAUUAAGACUGAAGGGAGGUAUCCAGGAUAAUGCUUGAAACCAGAGGUAAACCAACAUAAAUAGGUGGAUAGUCCAAAAAAAUGGGAAGUUGAAAAUUAGUUAAUGUGGUAAAGAAAGGGACCCUGAAUUACGAUGGUCUUUUUAUAUUAUUUUACCAUUGUUAUGUGACUGCUUCUCAGUCAUUUUCCUGUUGCUAGACAGAUUUAGAUUAUUUUAUUCAAUAAACCAAAUGCCCUUCUGCUGUCUUAUUUGAUAUUAAGUUGAUGUUUCUCUUGUCAGGCAAUUGAAAAAUAUUUCCCAGAGGGAUUCUGGAUUUUGUUAGCACUUAUUUCAACACCGCAAUCAGCUUGAGAAAAUUACUACAACCCUGAACUCAUUUCAACUAUGUGUUUAUCUCUGCAGCAGGUACAGAUCUCAGAUGUUUUCCAGGAUUAAUACAGCCGAUGAAAUACCUGCCCUUUUCUGCCCAAGAGCCCGGUUUAAUUGAUUUUUUCCCCCGUAAGUUUGGGAAGUCAGAAAAUCAGAAUUUAUCAUAAUAAGAAGUAAUAGUUUGAGUAUUCAAGGACAAUAGCCAUUUGACUUUGGUUAUUCAGUAUGCAGAAAAGACAAGGAUAUUGCAGCUAUUGCUGUGUGCGCUAUUAUAAUCUGGAAAAGAUGAUUUUGAGAAUCUACUAGUUGGCAGACAGACACUGUUUAAAGUUCUAGGGAUACGACCAUGAACAAAACCAAGUCCCUUUAUUCAAGAAGCUUACAUUAUAGUGCGCAUAUGUCCAGUGCCCAGCACCGACACUUGACCUCACAGAGCAGACAGCGGAUGUGUACCAGUAGUUUGAUGGAACGCUUCUUGCAGGAUGUACUGCGGCACCACCCGUACCAUUGUCUAGAAAGCAGAUCAAUGCAACAUGAGAGACUUCUUAGGAAUACUGCGUCACCUCUUGAAGUGGUCCCAACUGAUGAUUAUUUUCCAGAAGAAACGACUGAAGAUGCUACUGGAGUCAGAGGAGAGAGAUCCACCAAGGGUUUUGAACCUACUAAAGAGUUAUAUUCUAGACCUAGUAAAUCUCUGGAAUGUAAACAGGAUGUUUCAAUUCGACCAUCAGUUAUUCAAAAACUGGAGAAGGGGCAGCAGCAGCCCUUGGAGUUUGUUCAUAAAAUUGGGAGUGGUAUGAAAGAAGUCAAUCCAGUAGGUAUUGGUCAAGCUACAAAUAGACAAAACUUAGUAUAUCCCUCAGUGAUUUCUAAUGCUCCUGCUAGUUGUUUACCUGAAAGGUCUUCUGAUAGACCAGUUGCAACUAAAACCACUGUGUUACCACCAGCAGCCCCUUUGGAGUCAGUUAUCAAAUGUGACCCAAACAAAGUUGACAGAUACCUUGAACAGCAAGACAGGGACUCCAGAAAUCCUAUGCUACCAUCCCAUCCAGAAACUUCAUCAGUUCCAUAUCAGAAACCUAAAGAAUCAAAUAGGAAAUCUCUGUGUAUAAAGUCAGAUAAAUUAAUUAUGCAGGACGAUAGGAAAUCAUGGGCUAAUAAACCUUUGUCAACUGGCUUUAAAUCCCGUGAAUAUAUGGGUACUGAGGGCUCCUUAAAAUUUGAAUCGCUUUCCAAAUUAGCUGAAAACCCAGCAAUUAACCUUAAUAAAACUGACCUGCCUUCUAAUAGAGGAAUCUGUGAAGGUACAAUUCCAAAGCACCAUGAGAAAUUCUUUCCUAAUGUGGAUCGUACCCAAGAAGAAAAGCAUUUGGGUUUUAACAAGUCAGCCUUUUUGGAACAGAAGAGCUCAGUGAGCUCUGAAAUGAAGUUUGCUUGUGGCUCUCUUCAGUCAGUAUCUUGUCAACCCGAAGAGGCUGUACAAGACCUUUGGAAGGAGGAGCAAAUUGACCAAGAAGAUAAGAACUAUGAAUCGAGAUAUUCUGAAGUGAGUUUUGAUUGCAGUUCCUCUUUUCAUUCACUGACUGACCAAUCUAAAGUGAUUGCCAAAGAAAUAAACCUUUCAAAGGAAGUGCAUGCUGACUUACAGCAUAGGAAUAUUAAAUCUUGUCUUUCUGAAAUAAGUUCUCAUCAUGAUGGCUCUCUCCAUUUGGCUACCAACCGCACUCGAGUAAUUGUUAAAGAUGUAAGUGUUCAGAAGGCAAAGCCUAUUAGCUUGGUUGAUGAAAGCUAUGAAUCUAGUGAUUCUGAGGUUAAUUUUGGUUGUGAUGCCUCACCUCAGUCAACUGAUGAUUACCCCCAACAGCCUGUGAAAGAAGUAAAUGUUCCUAAGGAGGUACACGUUGGUUUGGUUGAUAAGAACUAUGGAUCUAGUAGCUCUGAAAUAAGUGUUGAUUCUGUUUUCCCACUUCAGCCAGUGGUUGAACGACUCCCAGUGGUUGUCAAAGCCACAAAACUUCAGAAAGUUCAUGUUGGCUUGGUUGAUAAGAGCUAUGGAUCAAGUUGUUCUGAAACAAGUUUUGAUUAUGAUGUUUCUCUUCAGUCAGUAGUUGGUCAUUCCCAGUUGGCUGCCAGAGACAGAAACCUGAAGGAUAGGCACGUCUACCUGAAAGAUAAGAAACAUAAGCCCAGUUGCGAUAAAGCAUAUCAUCAUUGUGAUUGUGUCUCUCCUGAGACAGUGACUGAUGAACCUCAGGGUGCUGUUGAAGAAAUAAAUCUUCUGAAAGAGAAGAAUGACUGUGAAUCUCAAGGUACUGAAAUGAGUUUUCACACGGAUGCUCAGAUAGCAGCUGACCCUCAAGAAAUAGCCACUGACCUGGAGAAUAAGAGUGUUAAAUCUAGCAUUUCUUGUCUAAGUUUUGAAUCUCAUGCUUCCCUUUCUCAGUCAGCUAAUGAUCAAUCUCAAGGCUCACUGGGUGAUAUAAAUCUGAAAAAGGUAAAUGUUGACAUGGACGUUAAGAGCUAUGGGUGCUCCAGUUCUGAGUUGACUUUUGAUUCUGAUCCACCUCUUCUGUCAGUUACUGAGCAUUCUGAGCUGAAUGUUGGAGAGAUAAGAAAAGAGCACUUUAACUUGGAAAAUGUAAGCUGUGAGUCAAAUUGUUCUGAAAUAACUUUUGAUUCUGAUAUUCCUCUUCGCUCACUAGGUGGCCAGUCUCAAGAAGCUGUUUAUGGAGAGGAACCUCUUGAUCUGGAAACUAAGAGUAAUGCAUCUUGUGUUUCUGAAAUAACUUUUGAUUCUGAUAUACCUCUUCAUUCAGGGACUGAUCAACCUGAAGUAGCUGUUAAAGAAAUAAUCACUCCGAAAGAAGAGUAUGUACAAUUAAGAAGGAAGAAUGAUCAACGCGGUGGUUCUGAAAUAAGUUUUGAUUCUUAUGCCCAUCCUUAUUCAGUGACUGCGCCUCCUGAAGUAGCUGUUAAAAAGAUAAAACUUCAAGAAGAAGAGCAGGUACACUUAGAAAGUAAGGAAAAUGAACCUAGUGUUUCUGGAUUAGGUUUGGGUUAUAAAGUUUUUCAAUCAAUGACUGGACAUUCUCAAGAUCUCAGAAUAAACCUUCAGAAAGAAGAGCACAUACACUUAGAACAUAAGGGUAGUGAACCUAGUGUUUCCGAUACCAGUUUGCAGUCUGAUAUUUCUCUUCAUUUAAGGGCUCAUCAUCCUGACAUACCUGCUAGCGAAAUAAGCCAUCAGAAAGAACAUGUAAACCUAGAAGAUAAGGGUAAUGAAUUAAGUGUUUCUCAAACAAGUUUGAAUUCUAAUAUUCCUCUUCAGUCAGUCAUUCAUAAGCCUGAAGUAAGUGUUAAGGAAAAAUGGCUUCAAAAAGAAAAGCAUGUUAAGUUCAAAGGGGAAAGGGCUGAAUUUAGUGGUUCUGAAAAAGAUUUAGAUUCUGCUGCCCCUCAUUAUUCAGUUACUGAUCCUCAAAUUGCUGCUUCUGUUGCCUCUCAUUUUUCAGUGACUGGACCUCAAAUUGCUGCUUCUGCUGUCCCUCAUUAUUCAGUGACUGAACCUCAAAUUGCUGCUAAAGAGAUAAAUGUUCAGAAAGAAGAAUAUGAUAUUCUAGAAAAAAAGAAUGACAAUUGUGGUCCUACAGUAAUUUUUGAUUCUGGUGUCCCUCCUCAGUCAAUGACUGAAAAACCUCAAAUAGUUGUUUUGAAAGAGGACCAUGUUGACCCAGAAAGUGAAAAUACUGAAUCUAGAAGUUUUGACACAAAUUCGGGUAUUGAUGCCCCUCUUCAUUCAGCCGUUGACCAAUCUCAGCUAGCUCUUUUGAAGGAAAGAAACAUUGAUCUGGAAACUACAAACACUACAUCUAGUAAUUAUAAAGUAAGUUUUGGUUCUUUUGAUCCUCUUCAGCCAUUGUCUGAACAAUUUCAGGAAGAGGCUAAAAAAACAGGCCUCCAGAAGGGAGAGGAUAUUGGCCUGGAAAGUAAGGCUGAUGAACCUAGUGGUUCUAAAUUAAUACAUGGUUCUGGUGUUUCUCUUCAGCCUGUGGCUGAUCAACCUGACAUAGCUGUUAAGCAAAUAAACCUUGAGAAUGAAGGUCAGGUGUACUUGGAAGAUAAGAACAGCCAAUAUAGUGGUUCUGAAAUGAGUUUGGAUUCUGAUUUCUUGGUUCAGUCAAUAGUUGAUCAACCUCAAAUAACUAUUUUGGAGCAGGAGCAUAUGGAGCUAGAAGAUAAGGACAGUCAGUCUGGUGGUUCUGAAAUGAGUUUUGAUUCUGAUGACCCUCUUCAAUCAGUGGCUGACCAACUUAGAGAAACUGUUCAAGAAAUAAGCCUUUGGAAGGACGAAGUUGACGUGGAAGACAAGAGGGAUGAAUCGAAGGGUUUGGAAAUUACAUAUGAUUCUGAUGUCCUUUUUCAAUCAGUGGCUGGCCAAACUGCAGAAGUUGGUAAAGAGGUCAACCUUUGGAAGGGGCAUGUUGACUUGGAAGGUAAGAUUGUUGCACCUGGUGAUUCUAAAAUAAAUUUUGACUCUAAUCAACCUCUUUCAUCUGUGGCUAAUGAAAUUCAGCAGGCUAUUACAGAAAUAAAUCUUCUGAGAGAGGGACAAGUUUGUCUGGAUGAUAAAGGCUAUGAACCCAAUGGUUCUCAAAUAAUUUAUGUUUCAAAUGUCCCUCUUCAAUCAGUAGUUGAGCAACCACACAUUUUGGAAGAGGAACAUACUAAUUUGGAAGAGAAGAGCAGUGAUCUGUGUGGCUCUGGAAUGAGUUUUGCUUCUGGUGGUCCUCUUCAGCCAGUGGCUGACCAGCUUCAAAAAACUGUUAAAGAAAUAGGUCUUUGGAAGGAAGACCAUAUUUACCUGGAAGAUAAGACCUAUAAACUAGGUGAUUUUGAAGUAAGCUGUGAUUCUGAUACUCCCGUUCAUUUUGUGGCUGGUCAGUCUUCAGUGGCUAUCAAAGAAAUACACUUGGAAAAGAAGGAUCAGAAUGACUUAGAAAAUGAGACCUGUGAACCAGGUGUAUCUGAAAUUAAAUGUGGUUCUUGUGUUCAUCUUCAAGUUGACCAACCUCAAGUGGUUUGCAAAGAAAUACACCUUCCGAAGAAACAGCAUCUUGGCAUGGAAGAAAAGACCAGUGAACCUAGUGAUUCGGAAAUGUGUGAUUCUGAUAUCCCUCUUCAAAUAGUCGUUAAUGAAGGUGACGUGACAGUCAAAGAAGCCAAUCUUGAAAAGAUGCUAUAUGUGGACCUGGUGACCCCUGAUAGUGAUUGUGAAAUGAUUGCUGAUUCUGAUAUGGCUUUUCAGCAAGUGAUUGACUCACCUCAAAUGACUGUCAAGGAAAUCAGCUGUAUAAAUACAGAAAGUUUUAAUCUAGAAGGUGCGAGCUAUGGCUCUUGCGGUGCUGAACUAGGAUACAUUUGUGAAGCCACUCCUCAAUCAGUGACAAACCCAUCCAAAGACACUUUCAAAGUAGUAAACCAGAAGAAAGACUAUAUUAUUCUGGAAGAGUCAAGCUGUGAGCCUUACGGUUCUGAAAUAAGUUUUCAAAUUGAUCCAUCUUACCAGUCUGUGACCUACCAAUCUCAAGAGCCUGAAGAAGAAACAGCGAAAUAUUUUCACCCAGAAGAUGCAAGCUGUGCAUCUAGUAGUUCUAAAAGAAAUCUUGAAUGGAAAGACACUCCUCAGCCAGUGACUCACCGACCACAGAAAGCUGACAAGAAGGUCUACUCUCGGAAAGAUGGGAAAAAAAAAAAAAACCUAAAAGGUAAGAAAUGUGAAUCUAGUGUUUCUGCGAUGGAUUGUAAUGCCGCUCCUAAGUCAACAAUCCAUCAAGUUGCUGAUAAAGAAAACCUUUUGAAAUUAAAACGUACAGAUAUAGAAAGUAUGAGCUGUGAACCUUCUGGUUCUGAGAUGAAUUUUCAGCGUGAUUCCUCUCUUCCAUCUGACUCUGACCGAACUCAAGAAACUAUUAAUAAAACAGAACUAUCUAAGAUGUCAUCUGACCUUAAAGAAACAAACCGUGUUUCCCAUUCAAGCUCUAUUCCCAUGGUUGAUUCUGUAAGGAACCCGGAGAAAGCAAAGGAUGUUGUAGAAGACAAUUCUGAUGAACCGGUUCUUGAAGCCUUGCCUCAUGUCCCUCCUUCAUUUGUGGGGAAAACAUGGUCUCAAAUAAUGAGAGAAGAUGACAUGAAAAUUAAUGCUCUUGUGAAGGAAUUUAAGGAAGGCCGUUUCCACUGUUACUUUGACGAUGACUGUGAGACCAAGAAAGUAAAAAAAAAAAAUUCAAAUGAAGGAAAAAAGAUUACCUGGGCUGACCUCAGUCAGGGCAUUGCAUCCAUUCAAAUUUUUUCAGACUGUGAUGAUAAUGGAGGUGGUAAUUCAGAUACUGAUGACUUUUCAGUGGCCUUAGAUAAACCUACCCAUCAUCCUAUAGCAAACAAGCCUUAUGAACAAAAUUUGCAAGUGACUUCUCGAUGCCAAGCUGCAAAAGUCAGCCAUGGAACUCAAACCAAUCUCAUGGAUAAUUUGGGGAAGAAAAGAAGAAGAGGAGAAGAGGCAGACUUGCCAACAAGGAAGCAAUCACCCGCACAGAAGGACAAACAGACAAAGAGGAGAGUCAAAAUCGGAACACUUGAAUUUCCAGAAUCAUGUACUACAGUUUUGAAGCCUUUGCAACCCAAUGCCUUAGUCUAUGUUCUUUCUUCAAAUAUGAAGCUGAAGAUUGGUGAACCCUUCAAUUUAUCUCACAUAAAGCACCGCCAUGGCAAAAAUAGUCGGGAUGUUACUGUACAGUACAAAUAUAAACGGAGUCCCCUUAAUUAUUAUGACCCAGUGAGUAAUCAAAUUGUAAGUAAUCCUCCUGUGAACAGAGAAGUGCCAGAGUCUGACAGGGAUAACCUGGUUCAAAAUGAUUUUAGUGACCUAAACUCCAGUGCGGAAGAUAACGCUCAUGUACAAAGUCCUGCUUCAGAAACUUUGAUGACGUGGUCAGUAAGAGAUGAAUUGACGGGAAAUCAAGGGGCUAGUGUAUGUUCUGAGUUACUGGGAAAAUCAGAGACUUUGAAUUCUGGUGAAGUUCCAAAGGAAAACAGUACACAGUCAACUCUUGUAGAUCACGACACAGCCCAAACCUCUUCAAAAUCAGUUAGGAAUAAGAUUUUAGAACGUAAAAAGAAAAUUCAGAGAAAGAAGAUGACAGCUAAUAACAAGCUAGAUUUUCCCAAAAAGGCUUCCAGACAAAUUAUUGUCCAGCAAAAAACCAGAAUCGCUUCAAAAAAAAAGUCAAUUUGGAUUCAUACCAAACUAAAUGAUAUAAUUAGAAAAUAUAUUCCAAAAUACUCUGUUUUUUUGCGUCACAAAUACCACCACUCCAGGAGCACUUUUGUUAGAAUGCAAUUUAGGAAGAAAAAACCUCGUGUCAGUAAGAUAAAGGAGGCAAAGAAACCAGCCCAAAAGCUUUCAGACUCCUCAGUUCCAUCAGCUGAUGCAGAAGAGCCCUUAAACACUAUCGCAGACUCUUCCCCCAAGCAACUUGCACAGGAUUCCUCCAGUGUUGAAGAAAGGAAGACGAAUGGUAAUAACGAACGUCGUAGGAAAAAAAAGAGAAAGCAUUUUAAGCCUGUUAAAAUAUAUGCUUUGAGAAGUUUAAGUGCUCAAAUACCAUAUUCUGAUAGGAUGAGGACUCGGGUACCAAAGAAAUCAUGAGGUAAUGAGGUAAACUGGAAGUGUUCGUUUUCAGGCUAGUUGAGGAUUUGGUACUGCAAGUGAAAUACAUUUGGUACUUAGUAUACAUAGCUCUCCCAACUUUGGUAAAAAAAGUAACCUUCAACUAUUUUGCUAUAGACAUUAUUUUUCAGAAUUUUUAUAUUCAUUUAAAGUUAGUGUUUAAAGCCCUUUUUUUUUAAAGAUUCAAAAGCACCCUUUGUCCAUUUGCUGUAGACCUUCACCUUAAUUUAUAUCACAUAAUUUAGCACAAUAUAUACAGCUUUCUCCCUCAGGUCAUGUCCCUCUUAUUUAUUUUUUAUGAUUGUGUCUCAUGUCAGGUUAUAAUAUGGCAAGAAUGAAUGUGACAAACAUUACAUGCUAUCUUUUAUUUUUUAGAAAUUGGAACAAAUGAAUAUGUACUUACAUUCUGUGUGUUUCAGAGUGGCAUUGUCAAUAUCAUAUUCUAACUGGAUAAUUAAAAAGAACUGUAAUAAAUGAUCUCAACUUUUGAGUGGAGGUGACUUAAAUAAUCACAAACAAAAUAUAUUUCUCUCUCUUUUAAAAGCAUCCUAGAUAAUGAAAUUCCAUAGCCUUUAAUCCAGCUUUUUAAAAAACUGCCUGGUGAUUUUAUAUACAUACAUAACACAAACUCCCCCUGCGUUAUUUACAUUGGAUCUGCAAGUCUCUAACUUUACUCAUUUGGACACAUGCACAUAUACAGGCUCCGUAAGUUUUUCUUUAGCGUUAUUGGAUCUUAAGGGGAAAAUGACCUUGCCAGUGUAAUUACUGCUUUUUUACCACCUCUGUUCCCUUCUACCUGAAGGGUUCGUGGUUUAAUAUUGGAAAUCCAGGUUAUCUUACGACUUUUAUCUCUUGAUUUUAGAUGUUACCAUUUUUUAAUAGCUUGAACUGAAACAAUUGGUAAUUUGGGCAGACCAUUAAUUGUCACUAACAAAUUAUAUUCUUAAUAUUUUAAAAGCUCUAAUAUAACUGAUAACCUAAGGGGAGGCCCAUUUUGCAAGUGAGAAACUAUGUAUUUGUAUGUUUGGCAUUCCUUAAACUUGCUAACUGAUGAAGAUGUUAAGAUACACAGUUUAGGGCUGAGGCACUCAGAAUAUGUUUUGAUCCUUUAUUCAGAGACACUGGUUGAGCUUGUACAGGUGCAUCCAAUUAUCCUGUUAAGCUAAGAUGCUGGAUUCGUUUCUAUCAUUAAUUUUAAAGGGAAACAUGAAGUUCAACUAUAUUGUACAAACCAUCUUUUAUUGAAACUAAAUCAGUGUACCAUGAUUUCAGACAUAAAAAUGUGUUACCUUAGAGUUAAAUGUAGUGUAACAGUUGGCUUCUAAAUGUAGUUUUAUUUCAGGGGCCAUUAUUUAACCUGUGGGUGUGUUAUGAUGGUAUUAUGUUGUAAUUUCUUCUAAUUAUGUGGAAAAAGUGGACAAAUGUUUAUAUUUCUAGUUGCAGAGCAACUUCAACCUUGCCUCAUAUACACACAUAAUUUUAGUUUCCUUUCUUAAAAUAUCACUGUGGGCCACAGAUUAAAAUAAUCCCCCAAUUGCAAUUUAGGAAGAAAACUGUCCAACUGAUUGAGAAGUAAACAAGAAGCUAACACAUGAAAAUAUUCCACUUGUGGGUGUUGGCAUCUUUUUUUCCCUAUGAAGUAGACACGUAAUUCCCUUAAGUACUAUUAGUAGGCAUUCUGCGUGCUUUUAGUGUAAGUGUAAAAGCAAUUGAUCAUAUGGAAAUAAUGUACUAUGUAAUUAGGAUAUAUCAUAUCAAUUGUGAUUACAUCAAACAGAAAGGACAAUUCUUAGAAUUCCAGUGAUCAAAAACUUAAAUUUUACUACCUUUUCACAGUGGAAAUUCUCCUAAAUACCAAGGAAAAAGGUUUAUAUUUUAAAUUUAUAUUACUAGAAAUAUAUACAAUACAGUUCUGAUGAUUUUUUAAAAAAACAUUUUGGAAUGUUUAUUAAGUUCCUUUGAUCAUUAUUUUUGACAAGCUUGAAAAUGUGAAAUUGUAAAAGUUUAAUUACUUUCAGAAUUCGGUGGGAUACAAGAUGUGCCCCUUUGUCAAAAUAGCUUUUGGCUUAAUUUUCAUAUUAGAUAAAACAAGUGGGUUUUUUUGUGUACUCAAGAAUACAUUAGGUUCUUUUAAUGUAAAAUAUCAAAUUACAACCACAGUGAAUAUUUUAUUAAUCUUGUCCAGUAUCUUGCAUAGAUUUUUAUUAUCAUUCUCCCAAGCUAAACAGUAUGUGGACAGUAUUGUGUGAAGUGUGUUUUGCAGUUGUGCAUUUAAAUGAUUUGUGUGACUAGGGCUCUGAGUGACACUUUUUUGGUAAAGAGAAACUAUAUUUAAAUAUUCAAGCAGAUAUAUAUUUCCACAUAAAACUAAUGUGAAGACUAAUGUAUUUUUUAUAAUGCAGUGUAAAGAGUACAUUUGUUUUUGAAGUUAUCAAGAUGAAGUUUAUCAAAUACUGAAAUUUGUCUCUACUUUCUCCUCAUGUUGGGAAUUUUUUCUGGGAAUAAGGAAUCAGAUUAAUGAAAACAAGUUCAUUUUAUAUAUGGUCUUAAAGGUAAUAAACGAGAGACUAUAAAUGUUGAUGCUGGUGAUGAAAUAGUGUAACCAAAGAUAUACAGGUUAUGUUCAAUGGAAUAGUUAUUUCAAAGGAUUAAAAUUAAACAACUAUUUAUUUGUCUGGUGGAGUGAUGGGUUAACAACUUUUCACUUUGUAUACCUGUAUUGAAAGAGUCGGUGAACAGGAUUGAGUUCAGGAGGCCUCAGUAAUUUAUAUCAUAAUUUGACACCUGCUGGGAAGAGAGAGAACUUUGGUGCCUCCAUUACCAUAAGAUUUGUUGUAAAGGACAAGAAAACAUGGAAGAUUGUACAUAUGUCAUGAGGUUAGGUGCCUUUGGCCUCAGUAGUAGUGACUUCUGAGGUUUUUUGGUCCAGGAUUAUAUUGUAAAUCUAAAAUAACAGCCUACUCUUUAUAAUAAAAAAUUACUAGAGUAAAAACAUGAGAGGGAAGUCCAUUUUCAAUAAAAGUUUUAUAUUUAGAAAAAAAUGUGGAAAAUACUGAAAAAUCAUGUAAUGAAGGAAUUACACAUCUAAAUGUCAAUCUAAGAACAUGAGAGGCUGAGGAAGAGUCUCAACAUUUCCUUACACUUUGUUUAGAGCCCAAAUAUUAGGGAAAUAACAAUAUAUUUAGUGAGUUCCCUUCAUUCUUAUCCUUUAUUUUUAAAAAGUUCUCUCAAAAUAUUUUAAACUACCUUGAUUAAGGAAUAGGCCUAGGGUGACAAUUUUUUGCUGAGCCUUUUUAAGUAUGAGCUUAUAUUUUUUCUAUGUUUAUAAUUUAUUACAUGCAUGUUUUUUUACAUGCAUUUUAUUUUCUUAAUUUAAGCUGGACGUGUGUGUGUGUGUGUGUGGACAUCUUGAGCCUUUCCUCAGUGUUGGGCAUUUUUCUAAGCUUUUAAUCUGUGUUAUUUGAUUUUCACAGAGCUCUUACGAGUUAGGUACUACAAUUGUCACAAAAGUAGCAGAUGAGAAAACAGCCUUAAUUUUGGGAUUAUAAAUGAGUUGUGCAUUUACUGUAACCAAAUGGGGAUUACAGGCCACCACUAAUCUAAUGUCUGUAUAGUUUAGCCUUUUCUGGACAUUUCAUAAAAACAAUAGCGUACAAUAUGUGGUCUUUGGUGUCUGGCUUAUUUUAUUUACCAUAAUGUUUUUGAGGGUCAAUCAUAUGUAGCAUGUAUCAGUAUUUUCUUUUUUAUUGCUGAAUAGUAUUUAUAAUUAAUUUUUAAUGAGGCUGGUAACAAUGCUGGUCUCCUGAUAACAAAUAUGAUGAAAGCUAUUAGGUGUGAGGGUAGCUGUUCCUUUAUGCCUCUCAUACCUGUUUCCUUGAUUACUACCCCAAUUCCAAGACCACCAGAUACCUACCUUUCUGAGCGUUCUUACUCCAUAUGUGGGUGAUUUAUCCUUCCUCUGUCUUUGAUUCUUAUUUCCUUUACUGUCCACCUCGGCAUUCUUUUCACUGUGCUUUGAGAAUUCUUGUUUUCAGUGUUAACAAUCCCCUUUCACAAUGGAUUGCUUGCAGGUAACUGAACUAAGAAUCAUAUCCAAGCUAUCCAUUGUCAUAAUCUACAUGUUCUAUAGAGUCAGGAAGUGUUUUGAUGGUCCUGGUCAUGAUGAACAUUCUUUAUUAAAAUUACUCUCCUAAAUAACCAUAGUACACACCAUCAAAAUCAAGAAAUCAACAUUGAUAAUGAUAUAACCCUUAUUUGAAUUUUGUAGAUUGUCCUAGAAUGUCUUCUAUAGAUCCAGGAUUUGAUCCAGGAUCACACACUGUCAUGAUGUUUCCUUCUGUAUAGAGCAGUUCCUCAGCCUUUCUUUGUAUUUAAUAACUUGACAUUUCGAAGUGUACAAACCAGUUUCUUUGUGAAAUCCUCAGUUUGAAUUUGUGAUGUUUCUUUGUAGUUAAUGCUUUGUGGGUUCCGGGGGGGUGAUUCUGUGAAUUUCUCAGUGUAUCAUAACAAGUGCCAAGUGAUGUCCAGUUUGAAUAAAAGUGGUGAUUAAAGAUA